GGUGACGUCACAGCCAGCUGGCCGGGGGUAUAUAACCCGCAGGUGAGGUGGGCACGCACAGUUCACAGCCAAACUUCACAAGAAACAGGACAGACAGUUGGACAGUUUCACUGCAGAAAAGCAAGCAACAUGUUUCAAAGGUUACUUCUCAUUCUGGUCGGCCUGGUUGCCAUAGCGAUGGCUCAGGUUUCCGAGAGAGAGCUGGAGGCGGCCGUUGCCAGGGCAACGCUGUCGGUGGACCGUGCCAUUCAGGAGGAGGAGGACCUCUUUGUGGCAGCGUCCGAUGACGACGCGCGGGUCUCCCCCGCCGGACGCCUACUCGCGAUGUUCCGAAAGUCCAAGCCCGAAGCUCGCCCCAUCGCACGGAGCGCCGAGAUCUUGGAGGACGUCACUUCUCAACUCACUAGGACUGGUCAGACGGACGACGACUUCAGCGCGGCGUCAGACUCGGCGGCGACGCGGCGGGUGUGCACCAACACGGAGCUGCGGGCCAUCCGCUGCCCCCAGCCCGACCCCGCCGUCAGGGAGUUCCGCUCCGUCGACGGGCGCUGCAACAACCUCGACAAUCCGCUGUGGGGCGCUGCUAUCCAGCCCAUGAAGAGGCUGCUGCGCCCGCAGUACGCAGACAGUGUACAGGCCCCACGAGUCCGCGGCCGAGGCGGCGCCGCCCUCCCCAGCGCCCGGGAGGUCAGCUUCACCCUUCACGAGGACAUGCGCACUACGUCCACCGUCAACACGCACCUGGUCAUGCAGUGGGGGCAGUUCCUGGACCAUGACAUCACCCACACACCUGUCGCCUCAGCGUACGGCGGCGGCCUGAUCGCCUGCCCCUGCGGCUCCCCAGACAGGCGGUGCUUCAACAUCCCCAUCCCGUCAAAUGACCCGGACUUCGGGGGCCACUCCUGCAUGGAGUUCGUGCGGUCCAGCCCGGCACCCAACCCCGGGUGUCGCGUGGGGCGCCGCCAGCAGCUGGAUCAGAUCACCGCCUUCAUCGACGCCUCCAUGGUCUACGGGUCGUCUGAGGAGGAGCUGGAACAUCUCAGGGAUCCAUCAUUAGGUGGGUUUUGUAUUUCUCUUCAUCGCCUUCUCUCUCCCUUCCUCCCUUCCCUCUCUCCACCCUCAUUUCCCCCUCUCAUCCCGUUGGGGCACUACAGAUUAGUUCCAUGCCAGUCCAUUCAUUCACUAUCGUCCCAUUAUUGUUGUUACGGUAAAUCUUUGAAUAUUCGCGGUGGUAUAUUUUUGUGCUACGGUAUUGUUUCCAUUGCGAAAUCUAUAAAAAUGACUCCUAACCCUCGUUUUUGCUUUGCCUGGAUCAGGGCUUGGCCAGCUGAAGUCCAAGUCCAACCCGGGAGACUCCAGCAAGAAGGAGCUGCUGCCCAGUGCCAUCACCGAGGAGUUCCACUGCCCGGAGUCCUCCAACCCCAGCAGCCGCAACCAGCCAUGCUUCCAGGCCGGAGACGUGCGUGUGAACGAGCAGCCGGCCCUCACCUCCAUGCACACCGUCAAACAAACAAACAAGCAAACAAACAAACAAACAAAAAAAAACAGAGAAACAGUUCAUCUAAUCCAUCCCCUCUGUCCCUACAGGCAGGAGACGUGCGUGUGAACGAGCAGCCCGCCCUAACCUCCAUGCACACCGUCUGGCUCCGGGAGCACAACCGCAUCGCCGCCCGUCUGGCCGACAUCAACUCCCACUGGGACGAGGACCGCGUCUUCUACGAGACGCGCAAGAUCGUGGGCGCCAUGAUCCAGCAGAUCACGUACGCGGAGGACCUCCCGAUCGUCCUCGGACUCAACGCCAUGAACGAGUACGGACUGGUGCUCCGGCGGAACGGCUACUACAGCGGCUACGACGAGACCGUCGACCCGACCAUCUCCAACGUGUUCGCCACGGCGGCCUACCGCUUCGGACACAGCCUGGUCAAGAGCCAGUUCGAGCGCUCGACGUCGUCGUACAACCACAACGCGCACUCACCUGUCCAGCUGACGCACAGCUUCUUCAACCCGCAGCACGUGUACAACAACGUGCAGGGCGGGCUGGACUCCAUCGUGCGCGGACUGGCCAGCACGCCGCAUGAGAAGUUCGACCGCUUCAUCGUCAGCGGCUUGACCAAGAACCUGUUCGCGGAUCCGGCCGGCUCUCUCGGCCUGGACCUGGCGGCGCUGAACAUCCAGCGGGGCCGCGACCACGGCCUGCCCGGGUAUAACGCCUGGCGGGUCCUGUGCGGGCUGCCGCGCGCUCGCAGCUUCGACGAUCUGGCUACCGAGAUCCCCGACGCCUCCACAAGGGCCAAGCUGGCAGAUCUCUACAGCCACGUGGACGACAUCGACCUGUUCGCGGCCGGGCUGGCUGAGCGCUCCGUCCCGGGCGGGCUCCUCGGCCCCACCUUCACCUGCCUGAUCGGGCGCCAGUUCCGCGAGCUCAGGAAGGGCGACCGCUUCUGGUUCGAGAACCAGGGACAGUUCUCGCAACGCCAGCUGGGUGAGGUCCGUAAGGUGACGCUAGCGCGGGUCCUGUGCGACAACACAGACGACACGAGCUCCAUGCAGCGGCACGUGUUCGAGCUGCCCGGCCCGGGGAACCAGCGGGUGUCCUGCGCCUCCAUCCCGCAGAUGGACCUCUCCGCCUGGCGCGAGUCCGCCACCGUCGUGGGACAGGUCCGGGACUUCUUCACAGACUACUUCGGUGGCCUUCGAGGCUGAAGGACGGAAGAUGACGUCACCACAAAAUGCUGCUAUCCAGAACUCACACCUCCAACCUUGACACGAUACAGAUCCAGGAGGGCCAAACUUUACACUUAGAAACGGCACCAAUACUUGUACAUUGUCAGGAAUAUUAUCUUGUAGAUAGAAUGUGUAAUUUUGUCUCCGUAUCUUGUAGAUACAUGUAAGGAUAGAAGUAAGACCCUUCAAGCCUCCACCAGACUACGUACCCUGGAUGGAAAAUAUAGUCAAAUGUAAGGAGAACAAUAUGCCUCCAUGUGCAGUCAGGGUAAACAUAACCCUUCCAGCGGGCUCACUCCCCUGGCAAUUUAUACUCCUUAUUUUCAUACUAUCUAUGACCCCUCAGAAGGGCCUUGUGGAGGCUUAAACCUUAUGCUGGUCCAUUGUUGCUUGCUCAUUUGCACCCAUGUAUUUCCUUCAGAUUAUGAGCUGGUCAAUUAGCUAAAACUAAUGUUGAUUCAUGAAUAUCUUACUACCAGACUUCGUAUGUAUGUAUGUUGUAUGUAAGAAGCUAAUUGUAUAUUUGUAUGUACAUGUAAGCAGCGAUCUUUAUUGGCCUGACAUGGAUGAUGUCUUUGGCAUUUCAAUAAAGAAAGAAAAAUGCUUAAAGUUUGUAAGUUUCAGGUUAGUGAAUCACAGUAAAACAACCUGUUGCAGCUAUGGACCCGUGAAGCUGUUGUGUUACACUGAAGAGUGGUUAUGAUAGCCUAUCAAUACAGAAAUAUAUAAUGACCCAAGAAUACUUAUAAUAUAGGCCUUAAGGUAUCACUUUUAUUUGUAAAAGUACUAAGGAUUUAAAGCCAUAAGUACAGAUUGUAGAAAUUUGAAACUUUGAAUCAGCACAUUUCAACUUUUCUUGUAUGUCUAGUUUGUAUAUACCACUGACUGUUACUAUACAGAUGCACUUUGCAUUUUUAGGGUAAAAAUACCCUUUAAUUUA
This is a messenger RNA of Branchiostoma floridae (Florida lancelet), 3664 nucleotides long. RefSeq names its product peroxidasin homolog. The transcript has 12 exons. Gene Ontology annotation, molecular function: heme binding; peroxidase activity. Lineage: Eukaryota; Metazoa; Chordata; Leptocardii; Amphioxiformes; Branchiostomatidae. Gene Ontology annotation, biological process: response to oxidative stress. The record is from RefSeq and is a predicted model, not a curated record. The coding region runs from base 130 to 2703 and encodes 857 amino acids.